GAAAUGUGGGACCAAGAAAAACAUCAUCUUCGUACGUUCGAUGAAAUGAUCCCUCGCUAUAGGGUAAGGCCCACUUUGCUGCGUCCGGUUUGGGAAGCGGCGGGUUUUAUUCUUGGUGCCGGUACCGCACUUAUGGGUAAAGAGGCAGCUAUGGCGUAUUUAUUGCAUAUUGAAAAUGUGGAUGUUGAAGAUUUGAAAAAGAUAAUUAAAGAGUUCCGUGACGAUGAAUUGCAUCAUUUGGACACUGCAGUAGAUUAUGAAGCACGAAAGGUAACAGCAUUGCGUCCUAAUUUAAUCUAG
This is a messenger RNA of Racocetra fulgida, 300 nucleotides long. NCBI's taxonomy places the organism in Eukaryota, Fungi, Glomeromycota, Glomeromycetes, Diversisporales, Gigasporaceae. The record is from the annotation of a GenBank genome assembly.